Molecule: messenger RNA, 5841 nt
Organism: Pangasianodon hypophthalmus (striped catfish)
Lineage: Eukaryota; Metazoa; Chordata; Actinopteri; Siluriformes; Pangasiidae
Product: fibulin-2
Exons: 16
Coding region: 194-3493 (1099 amino acids)
Cellular component (GO): extracellular region
Molecular function (GO): calcium ion binding
Source: RefSeq, a predicted model, not a curated record
GUGUGUGUGUGUGUGUGUGUGUGUGUGUGUCAGAGAUCUCGUCACUGGGCUGAGCUCAGAGCCUCUUCAGCAGUCAGUUAUCAGAGAAACGCACAGAUUCGGGAAGUGAAUCAACACUAAACACACUCAGGUGAGCGUCUGUCGGAGGAGCGGAAAAGGAGCGUCUGUGACGUUUUAUCUUCGAGCUGAAAGAAUGAACGAGCGAGUUUGGGUGAAAUGGACGGUCAUUCCGUGCGCUCUCGUUCUUCUCCACACGUGUCUCGGGCAGAAAGACUGCACCGGCGUGGACUGUCCACUUCUAGACGACUGCAUCGAGGAGGUGCUGGAGAGCGGCGCGUGCUGUGCCACGUGUUUACGGCGAGGCUGCACGUGUGAAGGGUAUCAGUAUUACGACUGCAUCAGCGCCGGGUUUAAAAACGGGAAGGUUCCUGAGAGAGAGUCGUACCUGGUGGACUCGGGCAGUACGGAGUGCUGGUGUCCGGCGGGCGGAGGUAGGAUAAGUUGCCGCUUCAUCCCGUGCCCUGACGUUCCUCCUCACUGCAUCGAGCUGUCCGACUCCACCGAGGCGUGUCCUCACUGCCUGCGCAUCGGCUGCGUCUACGAAAACCAGACAUACGAAGCGGGUCACUCGUUCCACAUGGAUCUGUGUCAGGUGUGUCACUGUCCCAACAACGGUGGUGACCUGAUGUGCUCAGUGAUUCCUGAUUGCUCCUUGGAAAAGGUCAAGAAGCCUGAGGUAAAGGAGAAUGAGCUACAUAUCUCCAAACAUGAAAAUCCUGGAGAUCUCCCCAGUGAAGAUAAUACAUUUCUGAGUAACUCAGUACCGAUUUACACGGGGAACACGUCAGAGUUUGAAGAGAGUGAAGACUACGACUAUUUCCAUGAAGUCACUGCAAGUCCUGAUGUUUCCAUUCCAUCUUCUGCAGCUCCUCAAGCUCAAAUUCCACAUGAUGUUCUACAUGAAGACACCAGGGAGGAGCUUAGAGAGACACUGGGCACGUAUGACGCGGAAUCUAGAGAAGAAGGAACCGAGGACUCACUAAAUGUUACUACAGUUAAGCCAGACUCUUAUGAAUCUUCUGAAAAGUUCUCAUCUCAGACGGAAACCGUUGUUAGGUACACUCAGGUUCCUCCAAGAGAAACCACACCCAAUACCAUAGAUGACGUCAGGAGAACUGAGAAAAGCCCUGAGGAUCACAGGAACCUUCAGCACACGAUCCCAGAACACAACACUGUCCCUAAACUGCAGUUCAUCUCCACCACCUCACCACCAGUGAGCACGAGGGAACCUGAAGCUCACAGCCAGCCUGAAACGCAGGGCAGAUACCACCAGGAGAGAAACGACCUCCAUCUAACAUCUGAAAACCAGAGAGUCACUUCCAGGGAGGUUAGUGUGUGCUGCGUAGCUGGUGAGAACUGGGCCUCUGCUCACGGCCACUGCAACAGCAUGGUACCCAUGAGGACGGAACCGGGUUCUACCUGCUGGUCGGUUCAGAGGCAGUGCUGUUUGAAUGCGCUGAGAGAGAGUCGGUGUUCGUCUGGAAUAAACACAGCGAGACGGGGGCGUGACUGUGGAGCUGACGACGUGGAUCUCUGCGACUCGCACAUGGAGUGCUGUAAGUGUUGUGCGCUGGGUCUGCGUCUGCGAGCACAGCGAGAGUCAUGUGACCCUCCGCGAGGUUUGGGUGAAACCUGUAGCCACGCCCUCCUGACCUGCUGCGAGGGGACGGGCACGACCAAUCACAGCGCAGCCAGGGAGAGGACACACCCCCGAGCCACCAGCCCACUCAGGAGAGUUCCUGAAGGUCCGGAGCGCCAGGCGUUUUCUCUGGAGGAGGUGGAGGACACAGAGAACAUGGUGGAGACGGUGGAGGGUCUGGAGGAUGUGGAUGAGUGCAGUGUGUACGCCGGGCAGCUGUGUCAUCAUCAGUGUGUCAACACACAGGGAUCGUACGUGUGUGUGUGUUUCCCCGGAUUCGUCCUGCAGCCGGACGGGAUCCACUGCAUGCAACAAGUGAUGGAUGAUGAUGAAAGAGGACUGAAAGAGGACGAUGUGCUCGCUGCCAGCUGGAGACCAGCGGAGACGACCACCAUGCCACCUCCUGACCUGCCAGACCCCUGUGAAGGAAACGGCCACUGUGCUCAGCACUGCCACCCGGUGGAGGGUCGCGCUCACUGCUCCUGUUUCCCAGGAUUCUCUCUGAUGCCUGAUGGGCGCUCGUGUGAAGACAUUAACGAGUGCACCCUGGGAGCUCACAGCUGCGGCCCGGGGUUCGACUGCAUCAACACGGCCGGCUCGUUCAGCUGCAGAGCCAGACCGAGGUGUCCAGGAGGAUUUACUCAGGACUCACGAGGCCAGUGCGUCGAUAUUGAUGAGUGCAGGACAGUAGCGCAGCCCUGCAGUCCCGGGUUUAACUGCAUCAACACGAUCGGCUCGUACACCUGCCAGCGCAAGAUCAUCCUGUGUGGCAGAGGCUAUCACUCCAGUCCUGACGGCACCAGGUGUAUCGAUAUUGACGAGUGUGAAAGCGGAGUCCAUCGCUGUGGAGAAGGUCAGAUCUGUCAUAAUCUCCCUGGAACAUACCGCUGUGACUGUCAUCCGGGCUACCAGUACGACACGUACAGGAGGACGUGUGUAGAUGUGAAUGAAUGCUGGCGUUACUCGGGCAGGCUGUGUGCUCAGACGUGUGAGAACACUCCAGGCUCGUAUCGCUGCUCCUGCACCGCAGGAUUCACUUUAUCCAGCGAUGGCAAGAGCUGUGAAGAUGUGAAUGAGUGUUUGAACAGUCCGUGCAGUCACGAGUGUGUUAACGUCUACGGCUCGUACCAGUGCUACUGCAGACAGGGCUACUACCUGCGUGAGGACGCACACACCUGUGAAGAUAUUGAUGAAUGUGCUCAGAGCGUUGGUCAUCUCUGUGCCUACAAGUGUGUGAACGUCCCAGGAAGUUACGACUGCGCUUGUCCGGAACACGGAUACAGCAUGGCUCCGAACCGACGCUCCUGCCACGACAUAGACGAGUGUGCAGUCGGAGCUCAUAACUGUACAGCAGGGGAAACAUGCUACAACAUUCACGGUGGAUUUCGCUGUCUGUCCUUCAGCUGUCCAGCAAACUACCGCCGAGCCGCCGACACACGGUGCGAGCGAAUCAGCUGCUCGAACUUCGUGGAGUGCCAGAACUCGCCGGUGAGAAUCACGUACUACCAGCUCAGCUUCCAGACUAACAUCAUCGUCCCGGCGCUCAUCUUCCGCAUGGGUCCGUCUCCCGCCUACACCGGCGACAACAUCAUCAUCAGCAUCAUCAGAGGCAACGAGGACGGCUACUUCAGCCCCAGGAAGCUGAACGCCUACACCGGCGCCAUCUACCUGCAGCGCCAGCUCCCGCAGCCACGUGACUUCCUGCUGGACGUGGAGAUGAAGCUGUGGAGGCAGGGCACCUUCACCACCUUCCUCGCCCGAAUCUACAUCUUCAUCACGGCAAACGUCGUCUAACCCGGGACUCGUACACGGCUCACACUCCCAACAUUCACAAUUCACACCUAGUCCAUGAAUUAAAGUGUGUUAAUUAUUAUUAUUAUUAUUAUUAUUAUUAUUAUUAUUGAGAAACCUCAAAACACUGAUGAUAUUGCUAUUAGGUCUGUUAAAACACAAAAGACAUUAAAUUAAAUCUAUACUGAAAUAUUAAAGUUACAAACUCACAAAUAGUCACUUCAUGAAGUUUACCUGUUCAUAAAGUACAUUCAUUUUUCAAGAAAAUGAGUUUCAGCACAUUGAUUUAGCAUUUUAUCCUUUAUUAUUCGGCAAACAUCGUAUAUAAAUGAUCAUUUUUAAACUGCAAAUUCAGUCAAAUUCCAUGAAUCAUCACGAGUAUAUUACAGCUACAAAUUCAAACGUACAUAACUGGAAAUGUUCAUGAUGCGAUUACGAUUCGCAAUUUAUGCACUUACAACGUUCACACUAUGUUCACAAAUCACCUAUUAUGCAUCUCACACCUGUAACAUGUCAAGUGGGCGUGGCCAAGUGUAGCACUGCAAAGACCAGAGAGGGCGGAGCUGAGAUAAAAAGAAAAGUGCUACGAGUUGUAGCUACAUACUAAGCAGUUAUUUUUUGUUGAAAGUGAUUAUAGUAUAUAAUUGUCAUGACACAUUUGUCAUUUUUUGAUUUCUAAAGCUGUAAUCAGAUUCAUAAAUGUGUAACGACAAAAUUACGAGCCUCACAGUACGGCUGUGAAGCCUAAUUUGCAUAAAAAUGUUCAUGCAGAAAUUACGAAUUACAAUUUAUUCCCUUAACUUUCAUACUAUGAAAUCGCAUGAUCACAGCAAACACAACUGCUGUAAUGUGUUCCGCUUAUACCACAGCAACGUUUUUAUUUAUUAAAAAAUACCACAUCAUAUUUUUUAUCAGUUUAUAGUUACAUUUAAUGUUGUGGACCGUCUGUGAAGCGAGUUAGUUCCUGUUGUCGCUUACGUUAUAGCAGCUAUAAACACUCGUUCCCUCACCAGCCUCUUUAUUCUCUCUCUUCAAGUUAAUAAGAGAAAAAAAAACGCAGCUUGUUCCGCAUGUUACUGAGAAACCGCAAAGAAGCGUAAACUCCUCUGUCCUGAAGACGUCGGAAAACUUACAGUUACAGCUUUACCUCUGACUGUUACAAAGCGCUGACACUGGAGACUCCUUCCAUAAAUGCUACAUAAACACAUUUCACCUUACAGAAAACUUCACCAUAUGAACCAUUUUUUAAAAUCUGUUUAUUAUCAGUGGAGCAUCCGCUGUACACGUCCCUGUGAACGAGCUGUUACUAUGGAAACGAUAACGUAUUAGAAUGAGAGCAUUAAUAUAAACCUGCGCUACUGUCAGAGCUGCUGUUAUAGGAAAUUAAUCACCACCUUCUGACCAAUCACAAUCCAGAAUUCUACAGCGCUGUUGAGGAAACUAUAAUGAGCUUCUACAUUUAUAUUUGUUUUCUUCUUGUCCGAACUUAAAGCCUCAGUGAAAGACAGCUUGAAUAAAUGACCAUAAAUUUAGCAGUACACGUCUAAGUGCUAUUUAAUAAAUAAAUGCGAAAUAAAUAAAAAGUAAAAACUUUUUACUUUCAUAUAAAUGUUAACUGGAUGUAUAAAGUUUCAAACUAUUUCAGUAUUUUUUAAAAUUCUGCUGCAUUUAAUACUAAAACAGAAAUAAACAUUUUAAAAUAAUGCAUUUUGUGUGUGAUAUUCAAAUAUGGACUUGCUUUUUUUUUCUUUAAUCAAUCAAUCAAUCAAUCAAUCAAUUAAUUAACCCCAUGCCUUAACCAAUGAGUUUGCAGUUGACACUUGGUCCCGCCCCUGAAAACCUUAUAGUGACUCACAACAUUACCAUGUAACAUGUAUCUUCAUUUCAAGCCUCUGUUUACAUUUUUCUGGCCCUGAAAUUAGCUCUGACCCCAGCUGAGACAGACACUCAGCCCCGCCCCUUUUUUCCCUAAAAGGCAACUCAUUUACAGAGCAUAUGUAGAUUCAGCAGCAGAGGGCGCUAAAUCAUUACACACUGCUGCUUUAAAAGUUACUGUUAGUGUGAUUUCUUUGGUGCCUUUUCUUUAACGGAGUAAACUACCGUAGGUUUUGGCACCAUAGUACCAGUACAAGUACAAGAGGUUCCAUUUGUGUGGUUUUUGGGGUUUUUGGUGACUGUUGCUUAAAUUUUAAAAGACUGGAUUUUUCAUUGAUCGAUAUUGAAGCAUUAAUAAAUAAGUCUCAGGUUUUGGUCAGAAUUACAACAAAAGAAAUAAAAAAUAGAUUGUUCUCAACUUCAUAUGAUGAUCACAUAAUAAAAAGCAGCUGUAAAAAUGGAUUGGUUAUAAAACA